Kogia breviceps (pygmy sperm whale) is the source of this 3240-nucleotide messenger RNA. It is a transcript of the gene MLXIP, whose product is annotated as MLX interacting protein. Lineage: Eukaryota; Metazoa; Chordata; Mammalia; Artiodactyla; Physeteridae. Gene Ontology annotation, cellular component: RNA polymerase II transcription regulator complex. Gene Ontology annotation, biological process: positive regulation of transcription by RNA polymerase II. The record is from RefSeq and is a predicted model, not a curated record. Gene Ontology annotation, molecular function: DNA-binding transcription factor activity; protein dimerization activity.
CGCGGUUAGUCGGCGCGCGGGCCGGGCCGGGCCGGCGCCCCGUCACCCUUGCUCGCCCGCGUCGCCCCGGGCUCUGGGGAAUGCCCCCGGCCGGGCCCCCCCAUGGCCGCCGACGUGUUCAUGUGCUCCCUGCGCCGGCCCCGCAGCCGGGGCCGCGCGGUGCUGCUCAAGCCCCAGGUGCCCGAGGACGACGACGACUCGGACACGGAUGAGCCGUCUCCGCCGCCCGCCUGCGGCGCGGCCACCCCGGCCCGGGGCCACGCGAGCGCCGCGCCACUGCCGCCCAAGGCCGGGUCGGGCAGCGAAGAGCCUCCGCGCCGCCAGCAGAUCAUCCACAGCGGCCACUUCAUGGUGUCGUCGCCGCACCGCGAGCACCCGCCCAAGAAGGGCUACGAUUUCGACACGGUCAACAAGCAGACGUGCCAGACCUACAGCUUCGGCAAGACCAGCUCCUGCCACCUGUCCAUCGACGCCUCGCUCACCAAGCUCUUCGAGUGCAUGACCCUGGCCUACAGUGGGAAGUUGGUGUCUCCGAAGUGGAAGAACUUCAAGGGCCUGAAGCUCCAGUGGAGAGACAAGAUCCGGCUCAACAACGCCAUCUGGCGGGCGUGGUACAUGCAGUAUUUGGAGAAGCGCAAGAACCCCGUGUGCCACUUUGUCACUCCGCUGGACGGCUCUGUGGAGGUGGACGAGCACCGGCGGCCGGAGGCCAUCACCACGGAAGGGAAGUACUGGAAAAGCCGCAUUGAGAUCGUGAUCCGGGAGUAUCACAAGUGGAGGACCUACUUCAAGAAAAGGCUCCAGCAGCACAAGGAUGAGGACCUCUCCAGCCUGGCCCAGGACGAUGACAUGCUUUAUUGGCACAAGCACGGGGACGGCUGGAAGACCCCCGUCCCCAUGGAGGAGGACACGCUGCUGAACACAGACAUGCUCAUGUCGGAAUUCAGCGACACCCUCUUCUCCACGCUUUCCUCGCACCCGCCCGUGGCCUGGCCCAACCCUCGCGAAAUAGCACAUCUGGGAAAUGCAGACAUGAUUCAACCGGGGCUGAUUCCUUUGCAGCCCAACCUGGACUUUAUGGACACUUUUGAGCCUUUCCAGGACCUCUUCUCCUCCAGCCGCUCCAUUUUUGGCUCCAUGCUGCCCGCACCUGCCUCAGGGCCUGCACCAGAUCACAACAGCCCACCUGCUCAGGAGAGCGUCCUGCCAGCCACCGCUCUGCCCUCCCCGAGCCUCCCUGACGGCUUCAUCGCGCCCCCUGCAGCCGCGGCCCUGGACCCCACGAGUGGGCAGGGCUGUGCGCACACCUCCCAGCCAGGGGACCCCUUUCUCCAGCCCGCAGACCUAGGUCCCUCGGCGCCACCACUGAGCGUCCCCCAGCCCUUCCUGCCCGUGUUCACCAUGCCCUUGCUGUCGCCCAGCCCAGCCCCGGCGCCCGCUUCCCCCGUCUUGCCAUUAGGCCCUCCUCCCGCCGCUGCCCCGAACCCCCCGACUCCCCCUGCCUUCCUGCAGCCGCAGAAGUUUGCCGAAGUCAGCAAGUCGCCCCCUGUCAUCACCCACACGGCCUCUGCCACCCUCACCCACGACGCCUCUGCCACCACGUUCAGCCAGAGCCAGGGCCUCAUCAUCACCACCCACUAUCCCACCCCCUCCGCGUCCCCCUGUGGCCUGGCGCUGUCUCCGGUCACCCGGCCACCGACCGUCGGGCCCCCUCAACCCCGUUUAACUUUCGUGCACCCCAAGCCCGUAUCCUUGCCUGGGGGGAGGCACAAGCAGCCCCCCAAAAUAGUGCCUGCUCCCAAACCAGAGCCCAUGUCCUUGGUAUUGAAGAAUGCUUGCCUCGCCCCAGCUGCCUUUUCAGGACAGCCCCAAGCAGUGAUCAUGGCGUCAGGCCCUCUGAAGAGAGAAGGGGUGCUGGCCUCCACCGCGCCCCAGGCCGGCGUGGUCAUCGCGCCUGCUGCCGUCGCCAGGGCUCCUGGGGUCACAGAGUUCCACGGCGGCAUCCUGGUGACAGACCUUGGCCACGGCCCAGGCAGCCAGCCUGCUCCCAUCUCCCGGCUCUUCUCUCCCAGCACGGGGCCCGACUCCCUGGUAAAGGGCGAGCAGGUCCCGCCACAUGGGGGCGUCGCCCAGGUCCCCGCCACGGGUGCCAGUCGAGACUGCCCGAACUCAGGGCAGGCCUCUCCGUGUGCUUCAGAACAGAGCCCCAGUCCUCAGUCUCCCCAGAACAACUGCUCAGGGAAAUCUUCUGCAGACCCCAAAAAUGUGGCUGCUUUAAAGAACAGGCAGAUGAGGCACAUUUCAGCCGAGCAGAAAAGGCGUUUCAACAUCAAGACGGGCUUUGACACCCUCAGCAGCUUGAUCUCCAAUAACACCAAGCUGACCAGCCACGCCAUCACGCUGCAGAAGACCGUGGAGUACAUCACCAAGUUGCAGCAGGAGCGCAGCCAGAUGCAGGGGGAGGCCCGGCGGCUGCGAGAGGAAAUCGAGGAGCUCAACACCACCAUCAUCUCCUGCCAGCAGCUGCUGCCCGCCACGGGCGUCCCCGUCACCCGGCGCCAGUUUGAUCACAUGCGAGACAUGUUUGACGAAUAUGUGAAAAGCCGGACUCUGCAGAAUUGGAAGUUCUGGAUUUUCAGCGUCAUCAUCAAGCCGCUGUUUGAGUCCUUCAAGGGUGUGGUGUCCAGCAGCAGCCUGGAGGAGCUGCACCGGACGGCGCUGUGCUGGCUGGACGAGCACUGCUCCCUGCCCGUUCUCAGGCCGACCGUGCUGAACACCCUCCGGCACCUGAGCACCACCACGUCCAUCCUGACGGACCCGUCCCAGCUGCCGGAGCAGGCGGCAGAGGCCGUCACCAGAAUGGGCCAGAGAUCUGGGGAGUCUUAGCAGUGCUUAGCGGGCACAUGGCCGCGUGAGAAGCCGUGGAGACCCUCCCCGCCUGUGGAGAGGAGGCCGUGCCCCUCACCCCUCCUGAUGCGGAGCUUCCAGGCCUCCCUCCGACUGCGGCCCAGGCCGCUCAGAACGCCGCGCUCAGGUCUGAAGCAGGUUCGGGUCCUGCCCACAGCAGUAGCCCAGCUUAGGGAACCCCUUGCUGUGAACUCUGACUCAGUGACCUCUGUCACCGACCUCCCCUCCCCUCGGGGUAGCCCGGAUGGAGGGGAACAGAGGGGCGCACUGCCCGCCCCUGUCCUGCCCUGUCCUGUCCUGCUGGUGGGGUGGCGGGGCCGCGGCGGCGGUGCG